AUGAUAUUUGAUUUUGCAUUAAAAAAUUGCUGUGAAAGAAAUCAAUAUAUAACCUUCAUAAAUAUUUCCGUGUGUGCAAUUAUAAAUAUAAUUUGUUGGAAAUGGAAAAUUCUAGAACCAUUCAAAUUGUUGACAGUUUUUUUACAUGAGUUUUCUCAUGCCUCUGCUUGUUGGUUAACUGGAGGCAAGGUCAAGGCAAUCGAGGUAAAUAAAGAUCAUGGAGGUUCGACAAGAACAGUUGGAGGUAAUCAAUAUGUUAUAUUACCAGCUGGAUAUAUAGGUUCCUGUUUUUAUGGAAUGUUUUUUAUAUUAAUGGCUUAUUUAAGUAAAUGGACGUUAUUAAUAUCCACAGUAUUUUUAUGUUUUUUAUUAUUACUAGUAUUGGUAGUAUUUGCAAAGAAUAUGUUUUUACGUUUUCUAUGUUUAUUAUUUUUAACUAUAACAAUAUCUAUAUGGGUAUUAUGUGAAUAUUAUAAGGAUAAAGUAUAUUAUUGGCCAUUAAUAAUAAUAAUGACUUUUAUAGGAGUAUUAAAUGAAAUGUAUAGUAUAGUUGAUAUUUUUGAAGAUUUAAUAACUAGAUCAACACCUGAUUCAGAUUCAUAUAAGUAUGCAAAAUUAACAAAAUGUAGUUCUAAAUUAUGUGGUGUUUUAUGGCUUUUAAUUAAUUUAUUUUUUAUUGUUUUAACCAUAUAUUUAAUUGGAGCUAUUCAAGUACAAAAUUUUGAUACACAAUUAUAUCACAAAGUGGAUAUACAAAUCAAAAAAUAA
This is a messenger RNA of Plasmodium adleri (nom. inval.), 768 nucleotides long. RefSeq names its product conserved Plasmodium membrane protein, unknown function. NCBI's taxonomy places the organism in Eukaryota, Apicomplexa, Aconoidasida, Haemosporida, Plasmodiidae. Bases 1 to 768 code for a protein of 255 amino acids. The record is from RefSeq and is a predicted model, not a curated record. The transcript has 2 exons.